AUUUUAAGUAAAAUUUUACCGCAAAUGGAAAUAAUUUUUUUAGUCAACGUUUUCCACUCAAAGAGAUCAUUUUUUACCAUUAACAAAAAACGAUGAAAUCUAUUUGCUUUCUUUUGUCUUUCUUACUAAUUAAUUCGUUGCAAUUAGUUAUCGGGGAUGGUGAUGAUGAUGCGGCCUCAAUUCUAACAAAGUGUCAAAUUGAAGUUGAUGCUCCCGAUGAUGAGGUAAAACUAAUUGUGGAUAAGAAAAUGCCAACCUCACACAUCGGAUUCUGUUUGUUGACUUGUCUCUACGAACACGCAGGCAUUAUCGAAGACGGAGAGUUUGUGGUGGAAAAUUUAAAUAAAUUGAUAGGAGGAAGUGAUGGUGGGUCGGUUGGAGGUAGAAUGGCCAAACAAUUCAUUAAAGAAGUAACCAAAGACUGCAAAGACGUGCAUAAUGAUGAUAAAUGCUAUUUGUCGAGGGACAUCGUUUUGUGUGCGGCCGAAAGUAUAUCAAAACACGCAAGUCUACUGAAGGAAUUAUAAAUUAUUGGUAAAUGAUGUACCUACUGCUACAUGUUCGAAAUAAAAUUUGUUACACCUUGUA
Messenger RNA from Bradysia coprophila, 588 nucleotides. RefSeq lists its product as uncharacterized. The record is from RefSeq and is a predicted model, not a curated record. Lineage: Eukaryota; Metazoa; Arthropoda; Insecta; Diptera; Sciaridae. Gene Ontology annotation, molecular function: odorant binding.